CAGUCGUGUUGAUUGAGCGCCGAAGGAGGGCUGGCUGAGGCGAGGCCUCGCGCUAAAAGGACCGGUCAAUGGCGGCGGCCCUGAGAAGCCCGACCAGCUGCUUGUGGCGGCCAUAGGACGGGGGUUCUUGGGCCAAGGCGGCAUGUGGGACGGCGAGGACCGGCUCGGGACGACGACGACGACGACGGCGGGCGGCGAGGCCGCCGUCACCGUCGCCCUCGUCAGCGCCCGCGACUGCUUCCUCCGCCUGCCGCCUUCCCUCACGGCCCGGCUGCGGCUCCAGCAGCACCAAGCUAUAGAAGUGGCCGGGAGCACCAAGCCGGUUUUCCUGAGCUGGGUGGAAGGUCGACCCGGUGGCCAUGACGAGAACGUGGCUGAGAUCAGCCGGAAGGCUGGCACCAGGCUGGGGCUCGCCGAUGGAGACCAGGUGUUUCUCAGGCCCUGUUCCCAGACGGCAUCGUGCCGGCGGGUUGAGGUGGAACCUCUCUCGGUGGACGAUUGGGAGAUUCUGGAGCUACAUGCCUCCUCUCUGGAGCAACGUCUUCUGGAUCAGAUCCGGGUAGUCUUUCCAGGAGCCGUUUUCCCCAUCUGGGUCGACCAGCACACCCACGUCUACGUACGGAUCGGUGCCCUGCUGCCCGCCGCCCCUUUCGCCCGGCUGGAGCUUCAUACCGAACUUUUUGUUUGUCCUAAGACCCGACAAGCUGGGGAAGGGGCCGCCGCCACGCCGCCUCAGGCCCAGGAGGGUGGGAGUCCUGGGGAGCCAGGGACCACGGGCUGCAGCCGGGAGGGUCCGCAAGGCAGAGCGCUGGUGCCAGACCACCCAGAGGCCUCAGGGGUCUCCUGGGUGAUGUCCGCCUUCUGGAGUCUCGUCGGGAGAGCUUUUGCCGGCGGGACGGAAGGGGAGCAGGGAGCCUCUGGGAGCCCAAGUGGACCGGGCGCUGCCUCAAGCCUGCCGCCAUCGCCCCUCCACGGGGACGCCCUCUUCCGGGUGUGCCGCACCCCGCCUCACGGAGUGGCACCCACGCUCCAAAAACCCCGGGCCAUCCACGUCUCUCCGUGGAGCUGGGACUACUGGGAGCCAGAGCCCGAGGGUCCUGUGACUUACGGCCACCUGGAGACAGUGCCGUUCCCACGGCAGCAGCGGCACAACCGAGCCGAACCCGGGGCGGCCGUCCGAGACGAAGAGCCAGUGCGCGUGGCCCAGGUGGUGCCCAUAGUCUGGAGCGGCCUGGCAGACUUGAAGGAUACCCUGACAUCUCACCAACUCACAGGCGCGCUACACGCUGGGAGAGUCUGGAUUCCAGGCAGCCUGAGGAAGAGCCUGAACAUUGGCAUGCACACGACGGUCAGAAUCAGACCCACAGAGAGCAGCCCCCAGACCCCAACGGCCCUUCAGCUGCAACCCAGGGAGACGUUGAAAGACGUGGAUGAAGAAGAUGUCCGAUCGGCUUUCAGGGCCUGGCUCUGCUUGGCCGGUCCCUGGAUCCUGACUGAGGAGGAGCGCAUCCAGCUGCAAGUGGGAGAAGGAAUGAAGGAAUUCUACCUCAGCGCCGUCCAGCCUCCUGAACCCGAGCCAAGCGGGGAGGAGAGUGUGUUCACUCUGAGCUCCAGCGUCCUACAGGAGACCAGUAUUCAAGUUCUUCUCCACCCCAGGACACUGGAGGACAACAAGGAAGCAGCGGCCUGCGAAGACCUGGAGGCGAGCCUCCCUUUUAGGAAACUGAGCUCCUUAGGGGGCGUGUCGGACCUCGGGGCCACCUUGCUGGACCACGUCACCCACAGCCUGUUGGGGCGGCCCCUGUCGCGGGCUCUGGCCUCAGCCGUGGUGGGCCUGCGCAACGGAGCCGUCCUGCUGACGGGACCUAAGGGCAGCGGGAAGACGGCCGUGGCCAAGGCCGUCUGCAAAGAAGCGUCUGAUGGACUGGAUGCUCAUGUGGAAGUCAUUGACUGCAAAGCCCUGAGAGGGAAGAGGUUCGAGAACAUCCAGAAGUUCCUGGAAGCAGCUUUUGCCGAAGCGGUGUGGAAACAGCCAGCCGUGGUCCUUCUGGAUGACCUGGAUCACCUGGUGGGAGCACCAGCCUCUCCAGAGCACGAGCACGGCCCUGACGCUCUGCAGAGCCAACGGCUGGCGCACGUUCUGAAGGAUCUGGUCAAGGAAGUGGCUUCUAUAGGCAGCUUCAUUGCCAUGAUCGCCACCAGCCAAAGUCAGCAUUCCCUGCACCCCCUGCUCAGCUCCGGCCGGGGGUCGCCCACGUUUCAGUGCUUUCAAGGUAUCCAGGCCCCAGACCAGGAGCAGAGGGGGGACAUCCUGCGCUGCGCCAUUGCCGACGCACUUCACAAUGGCCCGGACCAGCUGCACGCCCUCGACCUCCCCAGCAUCGCCAAGGCAACCGAAGGGUUCGUAGCCCACGACUUCACCCUGCUCGUGGCCCGUGCCACCCACGCUGCCCUCUCUGCCCGGGCCGUGGGCGCCUCCAGAGAGCUCGUCUUGUCGACGUCGGACUUUGAGAAGGCCCUGGAGGGAUUUACGCCCGCCUCUCUGAGAGCUGUGGGUCUGCAUCAGCCCAGAGGCCCGGGCUGGAGCGGGGUCGGCGGCCUGCACCAAGUGCGGGAGGUUCUCAUCGACACCAUCCAGCUUCCUGCCAAGUAUCCGAGUCUGUUUGCCAACCUGCCCAUUCGCCAGAGAAUGGGAGUGCUGCUCUACGGGCCCCCCGGAGUGGGGAAAACCCUGCUGGCUGGAGCCAUCGCCCACGAGAGCGGGCUGAACUUCAUCUGCGUCCAGGGGCCAGAGCUGCUCAGCAAGUUCAUCGGAGCAAGUGAGCAAGCCGUUCGGGACGUGUUUUCCAGGGCUCAGGCAGCCAGGCCGUGCCUCCUCUUCUUCGACGAGUUUGAUGCCAUCGCCCCGCGCCGUGGCCACGAUAACACCGGAGUGACCGAUCGCGUUGUCAACCAGCUGCUCACACAGUUGGAUGGCGUGGAAGGCUUGGAAGGGGUCUAUGUGCUGGCAGCGACCAGCCGCCCUGACCUGAUUGACCCCGCUCUGCUGAGACCUGGUCGACUGGACAAGUGCGUGUAUUGCCCCCCUCCCCUGGACCAGGCUUCGCGCUUGGAGAUCCUGCAGGCCCUGAGCGCCUCCCUGCCUCUGGCGGACGACGUGGACUUCCAGCCCCUGGCCGCGGCGACCGAGGCCUUCACCGGCGCUGACCUGAGGGCCCUGCUCCACAACGCCCAGCUGGAGGCCCUGCGGGGCCGACUGGCCUCGCCCCCCACCUCACCCCGGCCCGCCGACCCUCCCGGAAGCUCUGAGCCGUGUUCCGGCCCGGCCGCGGGCACGUUCCAGGACCCCGGGUCUGGCUCGGACAGCGACCUGAGCCUGUCCUCCAUGGUGCUCCUGAGCCACAGCAGCGGCUCGGACGACUCGGACCAGUCCCUGGUCUCCCUGGAGGCGGCCGAGCGGCUCCCCGAGGACACGGCCGCCUUCAGCGUCUACCGCCUUUACUUCGGCAGCUCCUACGAGUCCGAGCUCGGGAGUGGCACGUCUCCCUGCCCGAGUUCCCAGGGAACAUCCGGACCAAGCUCCGGGCCUCACGAUGUGGCUGGCCCGCUGGGCCGAGAGCAGGACGGGGGCCGGGACCUCACACCGGAACAGAGGGACCAGCUUCGGGCGGACAUCAGCGCCAUCAAGGAGAGUUACAGGAGCCCCAGCAGGGAUGAGGUGCCCGUCUGUGGGCCAGCUAAGAGCCCGCUGCUCGUUUGCCAGGCGCACUUGAUGGCAGCGCUGGGCCAGACCCGCCCCUCCCUCAGCACAGAAGACUGGAAGACAUUUACUGAGCUCUAUGACAGCUUCCAGAAUCCAAGGAGGAGAAAAGGUCAAGGUGUGGCGGCAGUAGGGGCAGCUCUCAGGCCAGGCCAGAAGGUGACUUUGGCGUGAGCGGAGCAAACCGGGGGCUGGACAACCGGGAUGGAGGUGGAAGCCAAGCUCCCCAGCUGCUGCCCCCAUCAGCACCAGUCCCAGGACGGGCAGGGCAAAGCAGGGUACCUGUGGGCAGCUUGGGGUGGAGAGCCCAGGGUUGGCCCGGGAGGAGGGGUAGGCCUGGAUCACCCCCCCAGGCUCGCACGUGGACUGCAUUGUUGCCCCUGCGCUGUUCAUUCAGCAACCCAGCAACGCUCUGUGACUGCAGACACGUUAAUGCUGUGAAUAAAGGGCUGCUGGGUUCAAAA
Messenger RNA from Tachyglossus aculeatus (Australian echidna), 4224 nucleotides. It is a transcript of the gene PEX1, whose product is annotated as peroxisomal biogenesis factor 1. Gene Ontology annotation, molecular function: ATP binding; ATP hydrolysis activity. Gene Ontology annotation, biological process: protein import into peroxisome matrix. Bases 143 to 3934 code for a protein of 1263 amino acids. The record is from RefSeq and is a predicted model, not a curated record. Gene Ontology annotation, cellular component: peroxisome; cytosol; peroxisomal membrane. Lineage: Eukaryota; Metazoa; Chordata; Mammalia; Monotremata; Tachyglossidae. The transcript has 24 exons.